AUGUUGCCAGGAUUACGACACUUGUACUAUCAACAGCAAUAUACGCCAGGACCCAUUCAACCCAUCACAGGAUAUGAUGAAGAUCAGGGUGAUCACAAGGAGGAGGAGGAGGAGUCGCGAUCCAACAAUGGUGUUUCUUUACGAGGGCUCUCGAUUCAUGCUUCGGAUGCAGAAAGUUUUAUGUAUCAAAGAGGAAUCAAGUACUUGCGACUGGUACAUGCGCAUCUUUCACACCCUAUGAAGUCCACCUUUUUCCCAAGUCGACUCAUCCAUCAGAAUUGCAAUACACUGGAAGCUUUGGAUUUAUCACCAACAUCGCUAAAAUGGCCGGAGGUGCUGAUCCCAUCAUUCGCAUCCUUGAUCAACUUGAAACGUAUACGGAUUUGGUUUCGGUAUAUGGAUACUCUCUGUGACCAAGCGGUUGGUGUAUUUUAA
Lichtheimia ornata is the source of this 435-nucleotide messenger RNA. RefSeq lists its product as uncharacterized. The transcript has a single exon. The coding region runs from base 1 to 435 and encodes 144 amino acids. Lineage: Eukaryota; Fungi; Mucoromycota; Mucoromycetes; Mucorales; Lichtheimiaceae. The record is from RefSeq and is a predicted model, not a curated record.